Molecule: messenger RNA, 2131 nt
Organism: Dunckerocampus dactyliophorus (ringed pipefish)
Lineage: Eukaryota; Metazoa; Chordata; Actinopteri; Syngnathiformes; Syngnathidae
Gene: rph3aa
Product: rabphilin 3A homolog (mouse), a
Exons: 16
Coding region: 390-2120 (576 amino acids)
Biological process (GO): intracellular protein transport
Cellular component (GO): membrane
Molecular function (GO): small GTPase binding
Source: RefSeq, a predicted model, not a curated record
GCGCCCCCUGACGGUUAGCGGGCGGCGGAGGGUCGGGCGACACCUCCCGUGCGCGGGUGACAGAAGCAGGCCGAGCGGCUUCUUGAGGAUCAGAGUGAAGCGGGCUGUGUCGUCGCUGACAGCCAGCAGGCAAGCCCAUCCUUCCUUUUAACAAGGAUCCUGUCAAAAAGCUAACGAGCAGACGCCGACGCUCCAUUGUCAGCGGCCGGGGGGCGGGGCCACGCAGAUGUCUGCGGAUUUCAUCGAAAGGCCGCCGCCAGCAGCAGAAGAGGAAUAAAUGAGUCCUGUCUAAUGAGCUCCUCUCAGACCUUUACCAGGAGUCGAGGGGGUCCAGCUUGUCUCAUGGAGGUUGUUAGAGUGAAAUAUGUCACGUCUGCUUUCCAUUCAUCAUGUCACUCGAAAGACUGAAGACCUCCACCAAGGCCGAACUGUCCGAAACGUGUCUGACCUGUUCCAUGACUCCCGUCCCGGUCCACCACAUCCCUUGGACGAUGAGCAGGUCUGGCUGCCCCCCAGGGGAUGAGCUCACCGAUGAGGAGAAGGAGAUCAUCAAUGGCGUGUUGGCCCGUGCCGCCAAGAUGGAGGCCGCGGAGCAGCAGCGCAUCGAUCGCCUCUCCAGCCGCCUGGACGACAUCAGGAGGACGGCGUGCGGGGACGGGCGCUCUCGCUGUUUUCUCUGCAGCUCGUCUUUCGGGAUGGGGGGGGUCACAGCCGUUCUCUGUGUGCACUGCACAAAACAAGUUUGUCGUCCCUGCGGCGUCCAAAGCAACAGCGGCUCGGGUUCAGUGUGGCUGUGCAGAAUCUGCAGCGAGCAUCAAGAAGUCCAGAGGCGUUCGGGGGCGUGGUUCUUCAAGGGGAGAGGGCAGCAUCUCCUUCCCGCCCCUCUGCCUCUAUCCAGACUUCCAUGCUCCGGCGCUGAGAACAGUUCUGAUGGACUGGUGGCGCCUACACAAGCUCCUCAGCAGCUUGAAUCGCAAAGGAUUCCAAAAAGUGGACCACAGAGCAGCCAAACAGCAGCAGCCAAUCAGGUUGUGUCCAGUGGAAGCUCCUCAGACCACAUCGCCACCUCUGGGGAUGAGACCACGCCCCCUCAUCCGGCGGCUGUCCAAAUGUCUGCCAGUGGUAUCGAACCAGCAGCCAAUCUUCCCCCGGGACCCCCCGCUGAUGGAACACAGCAGCAGGAGGAGGACGACUCCGAUGACGCCACCACGCUGGGGUGUCUGGAGUUCAGCGUCGUGUACGAGCAGGAACGUCAUGAGCUCCACUGUUGCAUCAUCAGGGCGAAGGGCCUGAAGCCGAUGGACUCCAACGGGCUGGCUGACCCGUACGUGAAACUCCACCUACUGCCUGGCGCCAGUAAGUCCAACAAGCUUCGCACCAAAACCCUAAAGAACACCCUGAAUCCAGUGUGGAAUGAGACGCUGGUCUAUCACGGUAUCACCGAUGAAGAAAUGUCCAGAAAGACUUUACGGCUGUCCGUGAACGACGAGGACACAUUCGGGCACAACGAGUUCAUCGGAGAGACGCGGGUGGCGCUGAAGAAGCUCAAGUUCAACCAGGAGAAGAAGUACAAUGUUUGCUUGGAGAGGGUCGUACCGCAGGUGAAAAAAGCAGUGGGGGGUCAAACACGAGGAAUGGCUCUCUAUGAGGAUGAUUUAAAUGGGGACGAGGACUCCGAGGAGAGAGGUCGCAUCCUGGUGUCGCUGACAUACGACAGCCAGCAGGGGCGUCUCAUCGUGGGCGUGGUCCGCUGUGCCCACCUGGCCGCCAUGGACUCCAACGGAUAUUCGGACCCUUUUGUCAAAGUAUGUCUGAAACCUGACAUGGGAAAGAAAGCCAAGAACAAGACGCAGAUCAAGAAGAAGACCCUCAAUCCAGAGUUCCAGGAGGAGUUCAGCUACGAAAUAAAGCACGGAGAACUGGCCAAGAAGACGCUGGACAUCUCCGUGUGGGACUACGACAUGGGAAAGUCCAAUGACUUCAUUGGAGGCUGCCAGCUGGGCAUCCAAGCUAAAGGCGAGUGUCUGAAGCACUGGUACGAAUGCCUGAAGAACAAAGACAAGAAGAUCGAGCGCUGGCACGUGCUGCUCAACGACAACAGCGUCCAGUUUGACGACUAGUGGCGUCCCGG